AUGAUUAUGUCAAAAAUAUUAAUUUUCUUUAUUUUAAAUGUGUUAAUAAAAUGUUCAAAUGUAAAGGAAAGAUUGUUUUUGAAUAUAAAAAAGAGAACGAAGUUUUUGUUAUUAAAUGAACCAAUUGUUCAUUUAAGUUUUAGUGAAAAUUUAAUUCAUAGUUUAGUAUUUGAUUUAGAAAAUGACAAAAAUUUAUACACACUGGAUGAAACCUUAUUAAAUCUUAAAAACUUAAAUCAUUCUUCUAUUUUUCGUUUAUUGGUGGAUACUUAUAAAAAAAUAGAAGAAGAUAAAGAUGAUAGAGAAAAUAUUCGUUAUAUAUUUCUGGGAACAUCUUUUUCUAGAAUACAUCCACUAAACCUUGAGUACUUUCUAAGAAAAUUAGAUAAAUAUGUAUACAAUGAAUCUAUAUAUAAAAAAGGAAACAUUAAUAUAAGGGAAAUAAUAAAUGAAUACAAUAAUGAAAUAAAAAUAAAACUGGAGGAAAAAGAAAAAAUAAAAAAACAAAAAGAAAAAGAAAAAGAAAAAGAAGGUGAACAAAUUGAUAUAAGUGAGAUAGAAAAGAUAAUUACGAAUGAAAAACAUUUUUUUUUAAAUAAUGAUGAUAGAGGUAAUGAUAAAUAUGUUAUUAAAGACAGUAUCUAUAAUGGAUUAUUUAUCGGAUAUGGACUAAAUGAUGAAUCCCCAUCUAUCAUUCAUCACUAUAAUUUGGACUCUAAAUUUUACUUUCCUUAUUUUAAUAGCGGUAUUUUAAUGGAUAUAACAUUAUUAAGAAACAUUUAUAAUAAAUCAAUUACAUCAAAUAUUUUCAGGACUAUUAAUAUUGACUACAUUUACGAGGUAUCAUUAUUUCUUAAUGAAAAAUUGAACGUAAAAUUAACAACUUUUGAAAAUACAUGCAUAAACGAUGAAAAAAACAUUUACUUAUUAGAUAAUGAUUUAAAUAAUUUUGAAUUAUAUAAAUAUUAUCAAGUAUUGCACUUAUUCAAAGAUCUUAAUCUAGAAACACAAAAGGAUAAUAACAGGAAUGAUCAAAAUAGUGAAAUGAUAAAUGAUAAAGAAAAUAAUACAGAAAAAAAUUUUAAAGAGAAGUAUGAGGAUGAUGAAUUAGCUGAAUUAAUAUUAUCUUACUUUAAUAUAUUUUACCCAAUAUCUACUUGUAUAAGCUAUUCUAUAAGAACAAAAAGUGAAUCAUUACUUGGUUAUGAUAAAUUUCAUAUUAUGAAUAUCGAAAAUAAUAUAAAGUUAAAAAAUUAUAUUAAAGAAACGGAAAAUAUUGAAUUUAGUGAUAUUGAUGAAUAUAAAAUGAAAUUAAAUAGAAUUAAUAAUAAAUAUAAUUUCUUAUUAGAUGAAAAUGAAAAUACAUUGACAUAUAAAAAUAUUUUAAUUGGUGUAAAAACCAGUAUAAAUACAGAGGAGAGAAUACCUUACAUAAAAAACACUUAUGAUAACAAAGAAAAUACAAAAAGAAUUUUUAAUAAUUUUACUUAUGAAACUAAAUUAAAAGAAAACAGUUCUGGGAUGUUUAGUAGUGAUUUUUUAAAUAAUGCUAUUGAGUCUGAACAUAUCAAUAUUGAUGUUAUAUACAUGUCUGACAAAGAGAGCAGUAAAUAUGAUAAUUUAUACAUGAAUACAAAAAUUACUUCAAAAGAUGGACUAUGCGAAAAGUUAAAACAUAUGAUUUUUUAUUUUUAUGAAGAAUAUAUAAAAAAAAAUUCAGAAAAAAAGUAUUUUUUCAUUGCUGAUGAUGAUACUUUUGUAAAUGUUAAAAAUUUAAUUGAUGUAAUGAACUUAACUUUAAAUGAGUGUGUUCAUUCAAAAAAAUAUAUGUAUAACAAAUACUUAAAAUCAUACAAGUUUUUAGAGGAAAAUGAGUCUUUUUUUCUUCGAAAUUUUAAAAAUAAAUCUCUGUUUUUAUAUGAAUACUUAAAAAAUAACUUUUUAGAAGCCGCUAAUUCAUUGAAAAAAUAUGAUUAUGUACCUAAAUAUUGUAAAAACAAAUCAGGUAUAAAUAAUAGUACUAUACCUAUUUACGUAGGGCAAAGAUAUUCCUAUAAUUCUUUUUCUGAAAAAAAUUAUUAUGACUACUUAACGGGGGGAGCAGGUAUGUUAAUUAAUGAGGAAACAGCAAGACGAAUAUAUUUAUGUGAGAAUUGUAUAUGUACAACAGAUAAUUCUUUCAUUGAUGAUAUGAUAUUAGGGAAGUGGGCAAGAAAUUUAGAUAUCUUAGCAAUAAAUUUUGAAGGAUUUUUUCAAAAUCAUCCUAAUGAAUAUAAUAAAAAAUACUUAGAUAAUAUCGUUCCUAUUACAUAUCAUAAAUUAAAUAAAGAUAAAACUGUUGAACAAACAAAAAAAAUUUAUUUUGAUAAAUUAGUGUACUAUAAUAAAAACAAUUAUAGCACUAAGGAUUCACACAUUGAUUAUUUAGAUAGAAAUUAUACAAAUAUGAUUGAUAGUAUUUUUCAUUAUUUCUAUUACAUUAAUAUGUAUGAUACUGAACCUAAUAACAUAAUUAAAAUGAAUAGUAAAAUUUACAGUAAAAUGCAUGAAAGUAAAAAUUACAAAUAUUUAUUUGAUUUAAAAAAAUUUUUUAAAAAUCAAAUAGGUGAUCAUAUAAAUUUACAAAGAGAUGGAAACCAUAAGCAUAAAAAAAAAAUAAAAAAGAGAUAUUCUAACAAUUACAUUGAUAAAAGGAAUAGUGAUCUCUCUGAUUUAGAAGGAGGAAAAAAUGAAAAUGAAAGUAAGAAUAGUUAUGAAAAUAAAGAAUAUUUAAAUGAAUACGAAGAUGACGAAUUAUUGAGAAGUUAUAAAGAUGAUGAAGAUGAAAAUGAUGAAGAUGAAGAUGAAAAUGAUGAAGAUGAAGAUGAAGAUGACUACGAUGAUUAUGAUGAAUAUUUAGAAGAAAUAGCUUCUAAUAAGAGUAAUAAUAAACAUAAAUCUGAGAAAAAUGAGCAUUUAAUGAAAAAAUACAGUAUAAAUAAUGAUAGUGAAUUAACCAAUAAUCCUAAAGAAAGUAGAAUUAUAAAUGAAAAAAAUUUUGAAGUAAAUCAAUAUGAAGAUAACUACGAUGAGUUGUAA
Molecule: messenger RNA, 3078 nt
Organism: Plasmodium relictum
Lineage: Eukaryota; Apicomplexa; Aconoidasida; Haemosporida; Plasmodiidae
Gene: PIESP1
Product: parasite-infected erythrocyte surface protein
Exons: 1
Coding region: 1-3078 (1025 amino acids)
Cellular component (GO): membrane
Molecular function (GO): N-acetylgalactosaminide beta-1,3-galactosyltransferase activity
Source: RefSeq, a predicted model, not a curated record